AUGGAGUUUGGUGAUAUUCAAAUGAACAUUAAUAAGCUGCAAAAGGAUUUAGAAUUUGUCCAAAAUGAUAUUAGCAUUCCUAAUCAGCAUGAUAGAGUUAAGUCUAUUGUUAGUGAGCUUGAAAAUUGGUAUAAAAUUCAAUUUGAUUUUUAUAAGGAAAAAUCUAGGGAUAAAUCCUUAUUUGAAAUGGAUAAUAAUACUAGGUAUUUCCAUUCUAUUGUCAAAAAGAGAUUGCAUACUAACAAUAUAAAUGCUCUUUGUGAUACUAAUGGUAAUUGGCUCAGGGGCAGACAUGAUAUCAGUACUUUGCUUAGAAAUCAUUUUAGUGAUGUUGCCAUCACUUCUAAUCCUAUUCUGCCUGAGAAUGCUUUUGAUAUUUUUCCAAGAAUUAUACUUGAUGCUGAUAAUGUUGUGUUAACAACAGUCCCUAGUGAGCAUGAAAUUGAAAAUGUAGUCAAACAUAUGCCUGCUUGGAGUGCUCCUGGCCCUGAUGGCUUCAAGCAGGGUUUUACCAAACACAGUGGCAACUUGUUGAUUUUAGCUAAUAGAAUAAGGCCUUUUCUUAAGAAACUAAUCUCACCUUAUCAGACUGCUUUUGUCCCAGGGAGAGCUAUUUAUGACAAUAUCAUUACUGCACAUGAAGUUAUUCAUUCUAUGAAACACAAGGAAGGUUUAAGUGGCACUGUGGAACUUAAAUUAGACCUGUCAAAAGCCUUUGACAGGCUUGAAUGGAACUUUUUGAUUAAAGUUCUUGAUAGCUUUGGUUUUAGUAAAGAAUUUUGUAACCUAAUAAUUCAAUGUGUCUCUAUUACAAGUAUUAGUAUGCUGCUUAAUGGCUCACCCUGUGAUCAAUUUAAACCAACUAGAGGUAUUAGACAAGGAGAUCCUCUGUCUCCUUAUCUUUUUAUCUUGGCCAUGGAAUACUUAUCUAGAUCUUUGUUAGUAGCUGAAACUAAUAAGUCUAUCACUGGCAUUAAAGUUUCUAGGAAAUCUCUACUUAUAUCUCAUUUAUUUUUUGCUGAUGAUAUUCUUAUAUUUGGUCAAGCUAAUAUGCAACAUCUUGACCAUAUCUUACACACUUUGCAGGAAUUUGGGAAGCUUUCGGGUCAGAUACUUAAUUUUGAUAAGUCUUGUGUGUAUUUUAUUAAAAAUCUUAGUCCUAAUGAUUGUGCCAAUCUUGCUCGGGCUCUUAACAUGUAUUUGGUUUCCGAUUCUGAAAAAUAUCUUGGAGCACCCUUACUUCUUGGUCAUUCUAAGAUUAAGUUUGUUGAUCUUAUUAUCCAAUCCUUUGAAGCUAGAUUAAAUAAUUAUAUUGGCACCACUAUCAAUCAAGCAGGUAGAUCUACUCUUAUUAAGAUUGGUAAAGGGAUUAAAUUCAUUGCUUGGGAUAGCAUAAACAUUCUUAAAGAAUUAGGAGGUUUAGGAUUUAUAAAUCUUGAAACUUUCAAUAUUGCUCUCAUAUGUAAGCUAGUUUGGAAGAUUCUUACUGCACAAGAAGAACUAUGGGUGCAAAUUAUGAAUUCUAAGAAUAUUUAUAAAUGCAUUGAGAUUAUUAAGAGGAAUAGUAUUUGGGCUGUAAGAUGUGGAACUAAGGUUAAUAUCUGGCUUGAUAAUUGGGUUAUUGGUCUAGAUCACCCUCCUUCACCAGCUGAAGGUUUAAUCAACACAGUUUCUUAUAUUCAUGUCUCUGAUUUGUUUAUACAAGGAACUAGAGAUUGGAAUAUUCAUCCGGUUUAUUAUUUGUUUUCCCCCGAAUCUGCUGAAAGUAUUUUAUGUAUGACUAUUCCAGCUAUUGGUACUGACAAUCUUAUUUGUAUGCCAGACAGAAAAGUCCAAUUCUCAGUGAAGAGUGCUUAUAAUGUUUUAUCUAGUUACUCUAAUACUAAUACAGGUGCACAUGUUGUUCCAGUUCAGGUUCGGAAGGCUUUAUGGAAAUUCAAAUUGCCUCACAAAGUAAAACUCUUUGCUUGGAAGUGCAUUAGGGACAUAGUUCCAACUAGAGACAAACUUUCUAAGUAUAAACCAAAUAUAGAAUUGCACUGUAGUCUCUGGAAUCAUCCUAAUGAAUCUAUGAAUCAUAUGCUUCUGGAUUGUCCUUAUGCUAGAUCAGUUUGGUUGAGUUUAAACAUUAAUGUUGGUAAUAUUAUGUUGCAGCAUGGUUCCUUAAGGAACUGGGCUCUCUUGGCCUUUCAGAACAUCAAUCCCAACAGAAUGUUGUCUUUAGAAAAUAUUCAUAGGCUUACUGCUCCUGCCAUUAAUAAUAUUACUGUCAAUAACAACUCUUUACAGGUGUUGAGAUGGAAACCACCAGAUUCUGGUUACAUUAAAAUAAAUUUGGAUGCAUCUUUUCUGAAAGAAAAUUUACAAGGUGGUAUAGGACUAAUUUUAAGAAAUUUUGCAGGCAAAAGCAUUGGUGCUCAAGGGAAAUACUUUGAUGGAGGAAUGAUUGCAGGACUGGAAGUAGAGGAAUUGGAAUGCAGGGCCAUGCAGGAAGCUGCAUCUUGGGCUGUCUCAAAGAAUUUCAGUAGAGUUGUUUUUGAAUUAGAUAGUGAAGUUUUAAUAAAAUCCAUCAAUGAACAAUCACACCAUGUUCAUUGGAGGAAUCAGUCAUUAGUUCUUGACAUUAAGUUUUUAUUAAGCAAGAUUAGCUUUUGGAAAUGUGUUUCAGUUAAAAGAGAGGUUAAUAGUGUGGCAGAUAAGUUGGCCAAGAAAACUAUAAUUCUCAAAGGCAACUUUGAAUACUUAAAUGAUGUUCCACGGGAAAUCCAAACCUGGGUUGAUCAAGACUAUCAUGUAAACUCUAUUUCCACUUAA
This is a messenger RNA of Papaver somniferum (opium poppy), 2814 nucleotides long. RefSeq lists its product as uncharacterized. Gene Ontology annotation, molecular function: nucleic acid binding; RNA-DNA hybrid ribonuclease activity. Bases 1 to 2814 code for a protein of 937 amino acids. The record is from RefSeq and is a predicted model, not a curated record. The transcript is spliced from 5 exons. NCBI's taxonomy places the organism in Eukaryota, Viridiplantae, Streptophyta, Magnoliopsida, Ranunculales, Papaveraceae.